Aspergillus pseudonomiae is the source of this 456-nucleotide messenger RNA. RefSeq names its product proteasome assembly chaperone 4 family protein. The transcript is spliced from 2 exons. Bases 1 to 456 code for a protein of 151 amino acids. Lineage: Eukaryota; Fungi; Ascomycota; Eurotiomycetes; Eurotiales; Aspergillaceae. The record is from RefSeq and is a predicted model, not a curated record. Gene Ontology annotation, biological process: proteasome assembly.
AUGGCGACAGCAGCGGAAGCACCCAUACCGCCUCAAGUCGAAAACGUGACGCCACAUGCCAAACCUCAAGAGUUAUCAUUUCCCCUUCCAAAGGCAUUGCAUACGACCGCACACGUCCAUCUCACAUUCUUGGACACAUGCGCAACGGUAUUCCUGGCGACAUCGACACCGGGUGACUCGGCGGGCUCCGUGAAAUCGAUGGGGAGCUUCGUUUACGCUAUGCCGGAUCGCUCGAACCCUCGCAGCACUAUAUCCACAACGCUAUAUAGCAUCCCUGGAAGUGUGGAAUACACGACUCGGAUCGCUAAGAUCCUAGCUCGUCGUAUGAGGAUCCCAGUCUACGUGGGCUGCAGCAUUGAUCCGACAGCGCUCGGGCUAUUGGUUGAGGAAGAGAUGGAAGGGUUGACGAAGAUAGUGGAGGUAAUUAUGCAGCGGUGGGAAGAAUCCAGGAAAUGA